Molecule: messenger RNA, 828 nt
Organism: Nomia melanderi (Alkali bee)
Lineage: Eukaryota; Metazoa; Arthropoda; Insecta; Hymenoptera; Halictidae
Source: RefSeq, a predicted model, not a curated record
CCAGUUUAGAUGCACAUCCCCGAAGGGGAUCAACUUAUCUGUGGUCUUGAUAAUGGAAUACUUUGGAUAUUGCAUCCUAUAACUUUGGAACGCCUUCACAAUAUUCCGUACAAACAUUCCACGGAGUCUAUAAUUAAAUUAACAUUCACAGAGUGUGCGGAAUACAUGGCGUAUUCGGAUAAUAAUUUGGUAGUAGCGGUAUUUAAAAAAAAUCAUGACCUAUUCUUGAAUCAUCCAUGGGAUUUCCUUGGAAAGUAUCGUACACACUUGGCAACGAUAACAGACAUAUUGUUUGGUUCAGCUACCUCUAUCAGUAUUACACCUCGAUUAUUCUCCUUAGGGGAAGAUAAGAAAUUGGUUGAAUACGAUCUUAAAAAUAGUGGUCCCUAUCCUGAACCUGGUCUUAUGAUAAGCGAAGUCCAUCAGAUCGAGUGUUCUGCGAUUCCUCUUUGUCUGGCCUGGUACCCUGAAUUUGGUAUCGAAAGAUUUCUCAUGAUCUCUAACUCAGAGUAUAAAUACCGAUUGCUGAACGAUGUUACUAAAAUGAUUCGAGGAACAUUUCUGGGCCCAAUUUUCGGUGCACCAGUCCAACAUUUCGAGGUAUUACACAGUAAAGUAUUUAAAAGAAAUAGAUACGUAGUAUUUGCAACUGAGAAGGAAUUCGGCCUUCAAAUACUUCCUUUCGAUGGCAAUCCUUACAAGACCUUAGGAAUGAUAGGACACCCUCGAAAAAUUACUAAAAUUUGCGUUAAUUGCAAUGGUAACAUCUUGUUUACAUCUGGUUAUAAAGAUCCCUGUGUCUUGAUGUGGAAAAUCGAAUGCAGGUAA